This is a messenger RNA of Drosophila subobscura, 1692 nucleotides long. RefSeq names its product diphosphoinositol polyphosphate phosphohydrolase 1 (gene Aps). Lineage: Eukaryota; Metazoa; Arthropoda; Insecta; Diptera; Drosophilidae. The record is from RefSeq and is a predicted model, not a curated record. The transcript has 5 exons. Gene Ontology annotation, biological process: diadenosine hexaphosphate catabolic process; diphosphoinositol polyphosphate metabolic process; diadenosine pentaphosphate catabolic process. Gene Ontology annotation, molecular function: bis(5'-adenosyl)-hexaphosphatase activity; bis(5'-adenosyl)-pentaphosphatase activity; endopolyphosphatase activity. Bases 118 to 654 code for a protein of 178 amino acids. Gene Ontology annotation, cellular component: nucleus; cytoplasm.
GAGAGAGAGAGAGAGCGAGAUAACGGAGAAGGAGAAUUAAAAGUGCCUAAGAAGUCAUCAUCUGCUGCUAUCAGCGUUCGUUCGUUUGCCCCCAGCGUACUUACACAACUUGGAAAAAUGGUCAAGGAGAAGCCCAACUCAACGCGUAUCUACGACAAGGAUGGCUUCAGGCGACGGGCUGCCUGCAUUUGCGUACGGGCCGAAAACGAGGCAGAGGUUCUUUUGGUCACCUCUUCGAGGCGUCCAGAGCUGUGGAUUGUUCCAGGUGGUGGCGUGGAGCCCGAGGAAGAGCCCUCUGUGACCGCUGUACGCGAAGUGCUCGAGGAGGCCGGCGUUGUUGGCAGUUUGGGUCGUUGUCUGGGCGUUUUCGAGAAUAACGAUCAUAUGCAUCGGACUGAAGUGUUUGUCAUGAAUGUGACGAAGGAGCUGGAGGAGUGGGAGGACUCGCGCAGCAUUGGGCGCAAGCGGCAGUGGUUCACCAUCGACGAUGCCUUGUCCCGGCUGGCGUUGCACAAGCCAACGCAGCAGCACUACCUGAUGCAGUUGCAGCACUCGAAGACGCGGGACAACACGAAUCGUGUGGUGAAUGCCACGCAUCCGCCCAAAUUGACCAAUGUGGCCUCAUCUCCAGCUGCAUCGCCAACAACGGCAUGAACACCACGUACUACACACAUAUACCCAAAAAAAACACACACACACACGCAACAUCCAAUCGCGUAAAAUCUAUUCUAAACUAUUCUUCAAAACCCCGCGCACAUUUUGACAUUUUUGGAAGUUUACAAAUAGACAGGCAGUUUAUAGUUUAUGUUGAUUAAGCAAUAUGUUAUCCACCACCCAUGCACCUUUACACUUACACCCUCCCAUACACAGCCUCCUAUCCGCCCCUCCUUGAGCCUAUGUUUAAGUCAAACGUUCAUUUAUGUCUUUAGUAAUUUGUAAUGGAACUAAAUUUACUUGAUUGUACUCUCCAAAAGGGAGAGAGAAAGAGUUAGGAGAGUGAGUUCGAGGAUGAGUAAAAACAUCUAAAUAAUUAUAUGUAAUUCAAGCUCUAUAACUAACAAAAAAAACACACAAAAAACAAGAAAAUAUAAUAAUUUUUGAGCGAAUAGCACUUUUUGCAAAAACUAAAAAAAAACUAGAGAAAAACUAAAACAAGAAGAAAGCAAAACAAAAAUAUCUAUUAGAUUUUUCUACUCUUUUUUAUAAUUUACUCAAAAAUUGAUGGCAUAUUCAAAAAUUGAUUCAACUACCAAUUGGAAAUGCUACAACUUGAUUAACUGAUGAUUAAACAAUUAUGCUAAGCGGUCGAAACCAUACACAAUAAAACAAAAAACAAUGUUUAAGCAACGACUAACGAAAUGUAUUUCGUUCUGAAUCUGCCACAAGUGGCAACAAAACACACACCAUAAGAGAUGUUUUUCUGUUAACAGAAUGAAUCAUUAGAGAACCUUAUUAUAUAAUUAACAACCAGUUGCCUAUGCAAGAAUAUAUAUAUAAAUAUAUAUGAAGAUAAACGUUAACUUAUUGUAAACAAAAACGAAAACACAAAGCGUGAAAUUAGUGAGAAGAGAGAGCCAGCAGCAGCUCCAGCAAAGCAACAACAAAACAUAUUAAGAACUAAUUCAAACUACUAAGAUAUUGUGCACGUUGUACUUUUCAAAAGCAUAUAAAAAAGAAAACCCAUACACAAUA